Molecule: messenger RNA, 989 nt
Organism: Rubroshorea leprosula
Lineage: Eukaryota; Viridiplantae; Streptophyta; Magnoliopsida; Malvales; Dipterocarpaceae
Source: the annotation of a GenBank genome assembly
AAUGGAAGUACUCAGAAGAGGAACAUGGGAAAGGGUGGAGAAGAAAGAAAAGGCAAACUGAUUUUCAGGCCAAUUAGAUGACCCAUUUUGCAUUCUCCUCAAGUAGGAAUUCAAGGGAAAUUAGAGUAAGAAGCACAUACACACCAAAACCACAACACAAUUUCACUCAAAUCACAUAAUUCACAUCAAGUUACAUUACAUUAGAUAUCAAGGGAGGAAUAAAAAAACAAAAACUUAUUCUAUACCCUGUGCACACCCAAAACAACCAGUAAAAACCCAGUAAACUGGUUAAUCCCCAUGUUUUUCCCUCUUGGUUUUUCUUUUUCUUCUGUUUGUUUUAUCAUUUAUAGGCGAGUUGCCAAUGUGUACUUACACUCUAAGGAAUUUCAUAUAGUAGGUUCUGUACAAAAUUACAAAUCAAGGCAAAAUGUGAAUCUGAAGAAAGGAAGAGAUCCGAAACCACACGAAUGAGAAGACAAACUAAAGAAUGACACACACUACGAAGCACAAACUGCUUGUGAGUAUUAAGGUAGGGCUCCUCUAGGAGAAGAAAGAAAAUUUUGAGGGAGAAAAAUAGAACUCAUGACACCUUGUUAGAUGUGUCUGAGAGGCUAGAAUGUUCCUUAACAUUCUAGACCAGGGAGAUGCAGAUCUCGAAAUGCCUACUUGUAAAAUUUCAGGCUAGGAUGGCUGCAAUCGGACAAACUUUGUUAAAAAAAAAAACAAUCAAAUCAAAUCAAAACUUAAUAGGAGCUAUGUUGCUCAAGCAACUGAACAAUGAGAUAUGAUGCCUUUAGACCAUUGGAAAUCAGUAUGUGAAGUGAUCAGAGGGUUUCAUUAUAGACUAUGAAGGAGGACUCUUUUGCAGGCUGGUGGUUUUGAAGUAGUGUCAGUUGGAUUGGAAGAAGGGGACUCCAUUCCAAGUGUUUUUAGUAGGAAGUUCCUUUCCUGAUAGAGAAAAAAUAAAUAAAUAAAAGCAGUCAGUUAAA